UUUUACCCUGUGACCCCAACCAAAAAAUCCAGAGCAAGCUGAAUUUCAGAAGGCUCUGAAGUGCUGUGGAAGCUCAGAGCAGGCUCAGGUGUGCUGGCUGUGGGUAAAGCCAUGCCAAACACGUGUGUUCAGAAUUCCCGUGGUCUCCUCCCCCAGCCAAAGCCGUGCCUGCAGUGACAGUGACAGUGACAGUGACAGUGACUUCCUGCAGCCUGCCAUGCAGCACAGCACAUCACCUGUGAGCUCUGCACUGCUCGUUUCCUGUAAACUCGAGAGACUGGAACUGAGCUCUGGAAAAACAAAGUGGAGCUUGGAGCAUGUGGCCUGAGGAUUGCCUUACACAGCCAGGGGUGGUAGCCAAGCAGUGAGCAGGAUGCCCCCAGGCAUUUACUGCCCUACGGAAUUCUGGUCCAAGGGGGAGAACCAAAACAUCCAGGUGGAUUUUCUGCUGCCCACAGGCAUAUACUUGAACCUCUCAGUGCCCUGCAAUGCCAGCCUGGGCACCAUCAAGCAGGUGCUCUGGAAGCACGCCCAGUAUGAGCCGCUGUUCCACAUGCUCAGUGACCCCGAGGCCUACGUGUUCACCUGCAUCAACCAGACGGCCGAGCAGCAGGAGCUGGAGGACGAGCAGCGCCGCCUGUGUGACAUCCAGCCCUUCCUGCCCGUGCUGCGCCUCGUGGCCCGCGAGGGAGACCGGGCCAAGAAAGUCAUCAACUCCCAGAUCAGCCUGCUCAUCGGGAAAGGUUUGCACGAGUUUGACUCGGUGCAGGACCCGGAGGUGAGCGAUUUCCGCUCCAAGAUGUGCCAGUUCUGCGAGGACAAGGCGGCCAAGCGGCAGCAGCUCGGCUGGGCAGCGUGGAUGGAGUACAACUUCCCCCUGCAGCUGGAGCCCAUGGCCAAGGGCCUGGGCACUGGCUCUCUGCAAAUCCCCACCAAGAACAUUUUUGUCAACAUCAAGUUCCAGUCUGGUGGGGAGAGCUUCACGUUCCAGAUCUCCCCCUGGGAGUUCCCCAUCACCUUGAUGAGCUAUGCCAUCAAGAAACAAGCCACUGUGUUCCGCCACGGGACCCGGCAGAAGCCGGAGGACUACACCCUGCAGGUGAACGGCAAAUGUGAAUAUCUCUAUGGCAACUACCCCCUGUACCAGUUCCAGCACAUCCGCAGCUGCCUGCAGCGGGGCCUGACCCCCCACCUGACCAUGGUGCACUCCUCUGCCAUCCUGGCCAUGAGGGACGAGCAGAACAACUGCAUCACCAGCCCCCCAAAGGCGGCCUGCAAGCCCCCCCCGCUCCCCAAGAAAAAGCCAAACUAUGGCUCUCUCUGGUCCUUAGAGCAGCCUUUCUACAUCGAGCUGGUGCAAGGCAGCAAGGUCAAUGCAGACGAGAGGAUGAAGCUGGUGGUGCAGGCAGGGCUGUUCCACGGCCAUGAGAUGCUGUGCAAGACCGUGUCCAGCUCGGAGGUGAGCGUGUGCUCCGAGCCCGUGUGGAGGCAGCGCCUGGAGUUCGACAUCAGCGUGUGUGACCUGCCCCGCAUGGCCCGGCUCUGCCUCGCCCUCUACGCCGUCAUCGAGAAGGCCAAGAAGGCUCGAUCCACCAAGAAGAAGUCCAAGAAAGCUGACUGUCCCAUCGCCUGGGUCAAUGUGAUGCUCUUCGACUACAAGGACCAGCUGAAGACAGGGGAGUGCUGCCUGCACAUGUGGUCCUCCUUCCCAGAUGAGAAAGGGGAACUUCUGAACCCCAUGGGCACAGUGCAGUGCAACCCCAACACAGAGAGUGCAGCAGCUUUGGUCAUCUGCUUCCCCAGCGUGGCAGCACAUCCUGUGUACUACCCCUCCUUCGAGCAGCUGCUGGAGCUGGGAAGGAAUGGAGAACAACCCCGAGCUGCACCAGAAGAUUCUGAGGAGAAGCUGCAGCUGAAGGAGAUCCUGGAGAGGAGGAGCCACACGGAGCUGUACGAGCACGAGAAGGACCUGGUGUGGAAGAUGAGGUUUGACAUCCGGGAUCAGUACCCACAGGCUCUGGCCAAGCUGCUCAUCAUCACCAAAUGGAACAAGCACGAGGACGUGGCCCAGAUGAUUUCCCUGCUUCAGACCUGGCCAGAGUUGCCUGUCCUGAAUGCCUUGGAGCUGCUGGAUUUCAGCUUUCCUGACCGUUAUGUUGGCUCCUUUGCUAUCAACUCCCUGAAGAAGCUGACGGAUGAUGAUGUGUUCCAGUACCUGCUGCAGCUUGUCCAGGUGCUCAAGUAUGAAUCCUACCUAGACUGUGAAUUAACCAAGUUCCUGCUGGAAAGGGCCUUGUCCAACCGCAAGAUCGGCCACUUCCUCUUCUGGCAUCUGAGGUCAGAAAUGCACGUCCCUGCUGUGUCCCUGAGGUUUGGCCUGAUCCUGGAGGCGUACUGCCGGGGCAGCACCCACCACAUGAAGGUGCUGAUGAAGCAGGGAGAAGCACUGAACAAGAUGAAAGCUCUGAAUGACUUUGUGAAAGUGAGUUCUCAGAAGGCCACCAAGCCUCAAACCAAGGAGAUGAUGCACAUGUGCAUGAAGCAGGAAACCUACAGGGAAGCCCUUUCCCACCUCCAGUCCCCCCUGAACCCCAACAUUAUCCUCGCUGAAGUUUGUGUGGAUCAGUGCACCUUCAUGGACUCCAAAAUGAAACCUUUGUGGAUUGUGUUUAAUAAUGAAGAGACAGGUGGAGGUGGAGUGGGCAUCAUUUUUAAAAAUGGAGAUGAUCUGCGCCAGGACAUGCUGACUCUGCAGAUGAUCCAGCUGAUGGACAUCCUGUGGAAGCAGGAGGGGCUGGACCUGAGGAUGACCCCUUAUGGCUGCCUCUCCACAGGAGACAGGACGGGGCUGAUCGAGGUGGUCAUGCACUCGGACACCAUCGCCAACAUCCAGCUCAACAAGAGCAACAUGGUGGCCACGGCUGCCUUCAACAAGGACGCCCUGCUCAACUGGCUCAAGUCCAAGAACCCGGGAGAUGCCCUGGACCAAGCCAUCGAGGAGUUCACCCUGUCCUGUGCUGGAUACUGUGUGGCCACCUACGUGCUGGGCAUUGGGGACAGGCACAGUGACAACAUCAUGGUCAGGGAGACAGGCCAGCUGUUCCAUAUUGAUUUUGGUCACUUUUUGGGGAACUUCAAGACUAAAUUUGGUAUUAACAGAGAACGAGUCCCUUUCAUCCUGACCUAUGACUUUGUGCACGUCAUCCAGCAAGGAAAAACCAACAACAACGAGAAGUUUGAAAGGUUCAGGGGUUACUGUGAACGAGCCUACAUGAUCCUGCGGCGCCACGGGCUCCUCUUCCUGCACCUCUUUGCACUGAUGAAAGCUGCUGGGCUGCCAGAGCUCAGCUGCUCCAAAGACAUCCAGUACCUCAAGGACUCCCUGGCCCUUGGGAAAACGGAUGAGGAGGCACUGAAGCACUUCAGACUGAAGUUUAAUGAAGCCCUGCGGGAGAGCUGGAAAACCAAAGUGAACUGGCUGGCACACAACGUGUCCAAAGACAACAGGCAGUAGAGCAGGAGCCUGGCCCUGCUCAGGAGAAUGGAACAGCCCCAGCCCAGCACUGACACGUUCCCAAAGACUGAAGAAUGGUGCAGUGUGGAAGAUCCCCCACCUGCUUCCCAGAGAGCAGACAUUGCUGCAUGACUGCAGAACUGCUGGCCUGUGCUCAGCCACAGCUCUGUGGCUGCUGCACAUCUCUGGGGGACAAGGGAGAGAUGUGAGGCAAUAAAACUACUGCAUACAGGAAAGGUAGGUAGAGGUGCUGUACCCUUGAGAACUCCUUGAGCUUCAAAUACAGGUUUCAGUGGAGGAGUUGAGGCAGUUCUAACAUCCCUCCAGUGUGCUAAUGUCUGUAUUUCUAUUUUCUUGAAAAUUCAGCUGAGCAGAGAUCCCCCUAUGCCUGUAGCCCAUCUUCUAGGUCAGCACUAGGACAGCUUAGAGGCAUUAACUCCAGCAUGUGGUCACUCCUCCUGCCCUGUGUCAGUGUCCACUGAGGUGGGUCAGCUCAAAGCACACCAAAGCUGACUUGCACAAAUGGUUUUACUCUGCCUUGAGAUGGGAUAGAAACAUCCACAGUCAUAAUGUUUUCUGUCUGCUCCAGAGGCCAAAGUGUUCUGAAACUGAGCUGGAACUCAGCUACUGCUGUCUAGAACUGAUGGCACAAGAGCAGCUUUGGGGUGGCCACUGGACCAGGUACUUUGCUUUCCAAAGUUAGGCUUUAGCUGAGCCUCAAGAAAUCCCUGCAUUUAUUUUGGUUUCAAACCUGAAAACGCUAAGAUUGCAUUUUCAAAUUAAAGUACUUACUGCUUCUUUUCAUAAAAGAUGUUAAGCUGUGAGGUCUGUUCUGGUUUGGAUCUGUUCAUACAAACCCUGUUGCUUCUCAAAUACCUGUGGUAGAAGCAGCAGUUCUGGCAUAGAAGACACCUCAUUUUAAUUUAAUCGAACCUGGGAGAGCCCCUUUUCCUACACCUUUACAUGAUACUGUGACUGAAGCACUCAGGCUCUAACAGCUGCUCUGGUACUAGAGGGAAAUACUGCAGGAUUUCGAGCUCUGUGCAGGCUGCUCACUGAGAAACAGUCCUGUGCCUCUGCUCCAUUUUAGAGAGUAAAGAUUGCUAUUUCCUUGCUUAUUAAACUAAUUUACAGAGCAUAAAGUAU
Molecule: messenger RNA, 4660 nt
Organism: Sturnus vulgaris (Common starling)
Lineage: Eukaryota; Metazoa; Chordata; Aves; Passeriformes; Sturnidae
Gene: PIK3CD
Product: phosphatidylinositol-4,5-bisphosphate 3-kinase catalytic subunit delta
Biological process (GO): phosphatidylinositol-3-phosphate biosynthetic process; phosphatidylinositol-mediated signaling; phosphatidylinositol 3-kinase/protein kinase B signal transduction
Cellular component (GO): cytoplasm; plasma membrane; phosphatidylinositol 3-kinase complex
Molecular function (GO): 1-phosphatidylinositol-4-phosphate 3-kinase activity; 1-phosphatidylinositol-3-kinase activity
Source: RefSeq, a predicted model, not a curated record